AAACUCAGGAUUCAAGAAGAAAAAAAAACAGUUUGCCAAUAAUUACGAGAAGGAGAGGUGUUUUGGGUGUUACUUAUUUGUAGUUACGUUUAUUGCGUCCGACGUUAUUGUUGAAUUAACACCAAUAAAAUUAUUGUAAUGCUUUAAAAAGUGAUUUAUAUUAUGUGAAGUUUUUGUUUAUAAUAAUUAUUAUUAUUGUAAAAUAUUCAGCAUGACUUUGAUUAUGACGAGUAAAUGUGAAUGUCAGGCAGAAACUGUACAAUUUAUGUCCAUAGAAAAAGUAACAGAUGAGUGUCACACAAAAUACUGUCCGGGCACCACACUGCUGCGCAGAGGCAAGAAGUUGGAAGACAACAAUAACUUGACCAAAGAGGAUGAAGAAUAUAUGAACUAUAGAAAGCUGUUGAAAUAUGAAGAGGCACCGAUUUAUUUACAGCACAAUCCUUACAUCAGAGAUGGAUAUAGAAAAUUAUUGCCAACAAAAUUGUGUUGGGAAAGCAUAUUCUGGUGGACCAAUGAGACGAUGAACAUUUGGACGCACAUCUUCGGUUUCUUUCUCUUAUUGUUCCUGACUAUCAACGACCUGGUGAUCAUUAACAUACACGCGACGGUUACUGAUAAGGUGGUGGCCGGAAUACUGUUCUCGUGUUUUAUGAUAUGUAUGCUGCUAUCAGCCCUGUACCACACGUUCUCGUGCCGCUCCGAGUGCGACUACAACACGUUCCUGAUGUACGAUCUGUUCGGCAUAGCGCUCUCAUUGCUCGCCAUAUACACCUCGGGCGUGUAUUACGCAUUCUGGUGUCAUUAUGAGCUGCGCAUGUUCUACAUGACGUCGGUGACGGUGAUAUUCGUAGUAGCGAUGGCGCUUCAGAUCCCACGGCUGGGCGUGCCGUACGCGGUGAAGAUGUGCGUGUUCAUCGGCUGGGCGGCGUACGGCGUGCUGCCCACGCUGCACUGGACCUACGCGAUGGGCGGCUUCGACAACCCCAUGGUGCAGAUGUUCUUCCCUAGAGUGAUAGGGAUGUACAUCAUUAGUGGGACGGCUUUCAUUAUUUAUGCAUUUAAGAUCCCGGAGCGCUGGUUCCCGGGACAGAUGGACUACCUCGGCCACUCGCAUCAGUGGUGGCACGUGUUGGUGCUGGGCGCGUUGUACUACUGGCACAACUCCGGCAUGAUGUACGUGCAAUACCGGAUGAACCACGGCUGUGCCAACACCAUGCGGAUAUUCUAAUGCGCGGUGAUGGUAAUGAUCAUGAUGAUGGUAAUGAUAAUUAUGGUGAUGACAAUAGUCGUCAAGAAAUUAUUGUUCAUGACGUGUAGCUGUUUUCGAAUCCCAAAACUGUUUUUUAAGGCGCAGGAAACGGAGUGCAACAUACUAUGGUUAAUAUAAGUGAUAGUAUUUUGUAUAUUUUUUUACGAGAGACAAAAUACAAAUAUUGUAUGUAUUUACAUGGUCUGUUAGUUAUGUUUUGUUUUUACCUUGCAUUUAUUUCUUGUUAUUUAUUUAUAUACAUUAUUUUUAACAUUUCUUUGCGUGUGUACUCAUAGACUUGUUAUGGUUAAACUUUAAUCGAUGUUAUUAUUCAAAGAUCUGGUAAAUAAAUCUCAAAAACCAUGACAUGAGUGUUUUCACAAUUUUUUAUGUGGUAAAUUUUUUUCUUUGGCAGCUAUUGUGAUGUAUCUUACUUUAAGUUAAUUUCUAAUGAGAAAAAUAUGUACAAUUUUAUUUUAGAUCUGAACAGUACUAAAUAUAUUUGAUGGAAUUUUAUAAUUGUUUAAAAAAAGUUCAAGAACCCAAUAUUAAUACCAUUUCUCGAUAUUGUUAGCAACUAUGGCAUGAUUUUGGUUUAUCAAUACAAGAAUUACUUAAAUUAGUCAAAGAACCAAGUAAAUAGUAAAAAAAUAUAUAUAUUCCUUUAUAUAUACGUAAUUGAAUAAAUAUGAAGUUCAAAAUUUUGUUGAUAUUAAUUAAGGUACUUAUUUGAACGUUUGAUUUUCUUCACUUCGGUUACAGUCCGAACCACACAACACAUAAAUUAAAAUGUUUAGUUAUAUCGUUUUGUAACGAUAAGAUGAAUUAAAAGCGAUGUGUCGUCAUCAAUGACUGUAAAGAAUUCAGUAUAGUUAGACAAAUAAUAAUAUGACAAAUAAUGACUUCUAUACAGAAGUUUUAAUAGGUUUAAGGAUUAUAUUGUAAGUCUUAAAGACCAAUUUUAUAUUGUAAGUAGAGGGUUGCUCAAAUAAUACUUUAAUCAAUCAUCGUAUCAUUUUUUUUUUGUUGAAAAAUGAGAACUUAGUUCAGAUCUGUGAUUUAUUCAGAUAUUUUUGUAUUUUUAUUUUCAAAAAAGUAUUUAUUUCUGUUACAAAUGGUUUAUAUGGAAAAGUUAAUGGUUUUGGAGUUGGGUUAUUGUGAUGAUAAUAAAAGUAUUUUUUUACGUA
This is a messenger RNA of Manduca sexta (tobacco hornworm), 2439 nucleotides long. RefSeq names its product progestin and adipoQ receptor family member 3. The record is from RefSeq and is a predicted model, not a curated record. Gene Ontology annotation, cellular component: membrane. Lineage: Eukaryota; Metazoa; Arthropoda; Insecta; Lepidoptera; Sphingidae. The transcript has 7 exons. The coding region runs from base 212 to 1231 and encodes 339 amino acids. Gene Ontology annotation, molecular function: signaling receptor activity.